CCCUUCCAGCUUCCUUGAGUCAUGGCUGCAGCUGAGGUGCCCAGUUACCUGCUCUCCUCUCAGAGUGAGAAGCACAGGAGGGCCAGGAACUGGACCGACGCCGAAAUGAGGGGUCUCAUGUUGGUCUGGGAAGAAUUCUUCGAGGAGCUUAAGCAGACCAAGAGGAACGCCAAAGUUUACGAACGCAUGGCCAACAAGCUCUUCGAGAUGACCGGAGAACACCGUCAGGGCGAGGAGAUCAAGAUCAAGAUUACCAACAUGACUUUCCAGUACAGAAAACUGAAGUGUAUGACAGACGGAGAGUCCGUUCCUCCAGACUGGCCUUAUUUUAAGACAAUUGACCGGAUCCUGUCUAAACUACCGGACCAGAGUGAUGGAAAGUUACAGCCUGGGCCGUCCACCUCCCAAACUGAGGCUUCCCAGUCCCCGUCUGCAAAGUCCACCCCUCUCUACCUUCCCUAUAACCAAUUCACAUACGAGGAGCGGGAAGGCUGUUUUGAAGACGGCAAUUCAGAGAGCUCCACCAGCCUGCAAUCCUAUAAACUGAGGUCUGGUGAGAGGGCCAUCAAGAAAAGGAAGCUUCAAAGCUGCAGUUUUCAAAAGAAGAAGUUAAAGAUCAUGGAGAACAUGUUAGAGGAACAUAAGAGGCUGAGCCGAGCAAUGGAGGAAACCUGCCGGGAAGUCCGAAGAAUCCUGGACCAGCAGAAUAUUAUUCAAGUCCAAAGCCUGCAGCUCCAGGAAAGGAUGAUGAAUCUACUAGAGAGAAUGAUUACUAAAUCUUCUCCUUAAAUCUACCAGAUUUUAUGGCUCAAGUUCAACCACAUCUCCUUGUCUCUGUGCCUUUUAUGGUUUCUGGUAGGACAAUAGACUCCAGGAGGAUGGAUUCUUAGAGGAGAACCAUUAGCGAAGGCCUUAAGUAUGUAUGAACUGCAGAGAAGACAGAGCACUAAUAUAUGGAUGAAUAUAGUUAAAAUCCUAUUAUAUAUGAUUUAAAGGGCUUGUCUCAUUGGAAGCCAUGGUCAGCCAAACAUGUCUGGCAUAUGGUGGCCAAUCAGAUAAAUGGCUUCUGCCUUGAUGUCCCUAGAGCAGAGAUCCCCCUCUGUAAGGGCAAUACGCCAACAGGUCAUUUGGAUAGGGUAUGUUGCGAUGCUACAGCCCCUUUAAGGAAUGUAGAGUCUGGUUCAGUGGCUACUAACCAACCCAAGUCCUUGGUGAGAACAUCUCUGCAGCAUUAAUAAUGCAUGUGUUAUGCGGUAUGUGCCAUGUCUGUGGGAAUAUCAUUUACACAAUCAGGUUUGUGAGAUUUUAGAAUUUAAAGGGAACCUGUCACCAGAUUUGGCCCUAUGUAAGUAAUUAUGUGCCGCCACUGGUCACAUCAUACGGUUCCCAUUAUAAUUUUUUUUCGUGUGUCCUCAGAGCCAUUUUGAAUAAAUGUCAUCGGGGCAUCUCCAUGGAAUAGACGAGUCAUGGAGUCAUUGCUGCAAGCCAGCCCGUCCAGCUCUGAUAUACAUCCCCCUAGCUCGUCCACGUCAUCACCGACACAUCUGAAAUCCUGCGCAUGCGCAGUAGUUCCUAAGUCCUGACGUCCUCCGUCAUCAACUCAACGCACAAAUGCAGGACCUGUCGCAGCUCAUCUGGUCGACACAGCAGCAUCAGGUCAACCCAGAGAAUUCCAGAACAACUGGGGGGAAGUAGGAUCUACUGCGCAUGCACAAAAUUUCUGUGUGACCAGCAGGUGCUUGUAAUUAGUUGCAUAGGGCCAAAUCUGAAAGUUCGCUUUAACGCCUGCCUCCAUGGCAGUAACACUAUACGCUUACUUUACUCGGUACUAUGUUCAUAUGCAGAAUGUAUUCUUAUAUGUCUUCACGUACUUUCCAAA
This is a messenger RNA of Bufo bufo (common toad), 1879 nucleotides long. RefSeq names its product Myb/SANT DNA binding domain containing 1 (gene MSANTD1). Gene Ontology annotation, cellular component: nuclear body. Gene Ontology annotation, biological process: positive regulation of DNA-templated transcription. NCBI's taxonomy places the organism in Eukaryota, Metazoa, Chordata, Amphibia, Anura, Bufonidae. The coding region runs from base 22 to 789 and encodes 255 amino acids. The record is from RefSeq and is a predicted model, not a curated record. The transcript has 3 exons.